UUAUUCAAGAACCCGAUUACAAACCCACCGCUCAUGAUCUCGUUAUUAAGUUCACCAACCAGCGUAUAUCACAACGGAUAGACAACGUCCGAGAAACCCGAGCCAUCCUCCUGCCAUCUGCAGCACUGGGAUCUUCAUAGCAACUACCACGCUGAUCAGCCACCUGGUCUCGACCACCGCCACUCAAGCCACACAACCAUUCGCCCACUCUCCCACAGGAAUUCAGGCUUCUACCAAGAGCACCAUGCCUCACAGCGUGAGAGAAACGUGUCAACCAGCUACUGAUGCUGACCGUCAAGGGGGUAAGGGAAAGGGUAAACGAUAAAGGGUGGAUUCUCGAGUCUUCGCCCUCGUGUCAAGAUCGGGGCUCCUGCUGGAUUUCUAUCGCCCCCUGGCAUUCUCCUUGCUGCCUGGACCGGCGAUUUGACGCAAACACAGGAAGCAGCAGCACGCACAUCAGGUAUCACCAAGCAACGGUCUCGGACAUUCACUGCAGCAGAUUGCGGGGAGGAAUCCGGCAAAUUUUAGUGGAGGACGUUACGGAUAAAGCGAGGAGUGGAGGAGGGGACAAAGGCUGUCAAGGCGGUCAAGGGGCGUUCAAUCGCGUUGCUUGUGGAACGAAGGGCGUACGAGGGCACGAAACUCUUUCUCUAUCUGGUGGAUUUUCCUCUUUUUUUUUUCCUAUUUACUCUCUUGCCGCCAUAACCCUGAGCUGCCAUGGCUGGCUUGCCUGUGCCAUGACGGGGCAGGCGUGGCAGGCAUGGCAGGCAUGGGAUGGCAGGCACGAGAAGCAUGGCGGUGGCAACAAACUUCGUAUGUGUACAACAACGGUGCGAGUUAUGUGUGACAUCCCGAAGGCUUUUCUCGGGAAGGGAGGCGAAGCUGAGAUGGGCUGACCGGGCCGAGAGAGGAUUUCGGACUUCGGAGUGUAUGAGCACUGGACUGAAGUUUCCUUGUCUGACUGAUACCCCCGGGCGGUUAUGAUGUUUUGUUUCUUUCGUUGGUUCUUUCUGGGGUAGCGUUGUUGUAAUGAAACAUUUUUCC
Molecule: messenger RNA, 1044 nt
Organism: Neurospora tetraspora
Lineage: Eukaryota; Fungi; Ascomycota; Sordariomycetes; Sordariales; Sordariaceae
Exons: 2
Coding region: 285-896 (203 amino acids)
Source: RefSeq, a predicted model, not a curated record